Messenger RNA from Mytilus californianus (California mussel), 1123 nucleotides. RefSeq names its product TM2 domain-containing protein 1-like. NCBI's taxonomy places the organism in Eukaryota, Metazoa, Mollusca, Bivalvia, Mytilida, Mytilidae. Bases 154 to 759 code for a protein of 201 amino acids. The record is from RefSeq and is a predicted model, not a curated record. The transcript has a single exon.
UUAUUUUGCGUAAUAUUUUCCAAGUUAGACAACUCUGUACCAUUUCCUGUGAAAUUUGUCAACAAACAACAACGAAAUUGGAAGUACUUUCUCAUAUGGUGAUAUCUUAUGUAUGCCUAGUUAAUAGUAAUACUAGUUAUGUGACAAAUAAAGAUGAACUACCUAAAAUAUGUCCUAAAGUAUUUGACAAGUGUGUUGACAAUUCACAUGUUGACUCUAUUUUAUACAAAUGUGAUAUAUGCAAUAUCUUUUGAGGAAGCUUUGCCUUGUGAAAAUUUGCAACUGGGUCAGUAUGUAUGCAAAGAGCCAAUUGUAGAUAUAGAAACUCAAAGUGAAGAGAAUUGUGAUAAAACAACAAAAACUGUUCCAGUAGAAUGUAUGCCAGCAGCGAAUGUGACUUGUAAAUCAUCAAAAUAUGGUGGAGCUGAAGUGACUUUUAAUGGAACAACUCCUGGAUUUUACAAGAAUGUCUCAUGUCGAUGGACAAAUGGACAUUCAUUUGAAACAGCGCUUCUGUUGUCUGUCUUUUUAGGAAUGUUUGGAAUAGACAGAUUUUAUCUUGGAUAUCCAGCGAUAGGACUUCUGAAAUUUUCAACACUUGGAUUUUUCUUUCUUGGACAGCUAGUAGACAUAUUGCUAAUUGCAGCUCAAGUAGUUAUGCCUUCUGACGGAUCAGAUUAUAUAAUUGACUAUUACGGUGCAAGAGUGACAAGAAUAAGUAUGAAUGAAGAGACAUAUAUUCAGCCUUCUGAUAGUUAAUUAUAUACAAAAACAUUACCAUCUGCCUCAUCAGUGAGUUUACUCCUGAAUUGAGUAAACCUGAAUUCAUAGGGUAAAUAAAAUACUGUUGUGACUUUCAUUUCUUGCGUACCUUGAACCAACUUGAAUAGUCAUGAUAGUCACAUAAACAUUUACAGAAAGAUAUACAUGUACAUGUAUCAUACAAGAAUUUCAACUGAUCAAGAACACGUAUAUAUAUAUAUAUAUAUAUAUAUAUAUAAGUAUAAUUCAUCAAGUGUCAAUCUUGAACUUUUUUCAAAUAAAUUGUUGAAUAACACAAAAUGAUGAAGGUUUCUUGAAUUCUUCUGACUCCUGUACCAAAAUUAGAUUAUUGAAAUAAUUA